AUGUCCAGGAUUUUAUUCCUGCCGACGAUAUUCGUCACAGCCAGUGCGGCCAUAUGGAUUAUGAUCACAUCUGCGCCGGAUUGGCAUUCCGAUCAAGGCAAGUCAUCAUUAUUUAUACAUAUUGAACAUGCUAGUGUACUGUAAGAAAAACUGAAAAGAUGACAAGUUAAAAAAUAAUAAUGUAAGCAAUAUCCGCUCUCAGCCUUUUUACCCAAUUAUUUACAUAAAGAAUUGAGAUUUACAAAGUUUUUUACACCUCUGACUUGUCAUUCCUCUGCAAAUUCAAUUAAUUUAGUGUUUAAUUAAUUUGUUUUCAGCUGGAUUCGAGAUUCCAAAACAGUUUGACAACUUUACAACAGUUGUGGAAAAGUUCAAAAAGUAUCAUGACCAGCAUUACAUCUACAUUACCAUUUUGUUUUGCUCGGUUUAUCUUUACAAACAAACUUUUGCGAUUCCCGGGUCAUUUCUGCUGGUAAGUGGCGGGGUGGGGUUUGAAACAUGCUUCCUUUUGUAAAACUGACAACAAUUAGCACGGAUUGUUAUUACGAUUUCAUAUAAAAAAUAUGUAAGAGUGUAAAGUCAGAAAUUUAAGGGAAAUUGAUUUUUUUUAAAUUUUUUUAUUAACAAAGAUUCGGGUAACUGAUAAAAAAUUCACACUGUUGGGCGGUUCAGUUUUGAGGUAACUGUAAAAUUCAAAAACCUCAUUUAUUUACUGGUAAUUAACUAACGUAAGAAAAAAUUAGGUUAAAUUAUUAAUGAGAGAUAUCCAAUACAGCAUUCCUCAUGGUUAAAAUCUACAAAAAUUUUAGCAGAUUACGUCAUAGCCAGUAACCAACAAGUUUUCUCUGACAGUUACUCUUCAUUUGCAUGGCUGAUUAUUCAUCAUUGUAUCGCAAGCACUCCUAUCUAAAUCUAAUUGUAAUCAUUUUUAGAACGUGAUCGCGGGCGCCGUAUUCGAUAUGGGCGUUGGUUUUAUGUUGGUGUGUGUGCUGACCACGAUGGGAUCGACCUUCUGUUACCUGUUUUCGGAGCUGUGUUUUGGCCGAGAGAACGCGUAUUAUUAUUUUGGCCAACGAAUGAAAUUCCUGCAACAAAAGGUGGAGGAUAAUUCGCAUGGUCUUGUUCUGUAUUUGCUGUUCGCUCGGAUGUUUCCCAUCUCUCCCAGCUGGCUUCUAAAUGUUGUAGCGCCCUUUUUGAACAUCCCCAUACCUACCUUUGCAUUCACGGCUUUCGUUGGUGAGUUUCGGGCAUCAGAAAUGUAAUACACUUAAGGCGUUGAAUGUGCACCAAAUGGCAUGACUGUUUUAAAAUAUUUAGUAGGACCUAAUCCUCGUUUUUUCAGGCCUGGCCCCUUACAAUUUCAUCUGUGUCCAAGCCGGAUCCAUUAUUUCGGAUCUGAAGAGUUGGGACGAUGUAAUGUCCACUUCCACCAUGCUCAAACUCUCCUCUCUAGCCUUGCUUCCUCUCUUUUUACUGUUUUUUGUUAAACCUCGAAGCAAAAGGGUGAGUUCUCACUCUAAACAAACAAAAUUUAUAUUAUACAUGGUGCUGAUCCCUAAUUUUAAUCUUAUUUUAGGUGAUUACUAUUCAACCUCGUCUCGGCUACACCCACAUCGUAUAA
Molecule: messenger RNA, 1621 nt
Organism: Bursaphelenchus xylophilus (pine wood nematode)
Lineage: Eukaryota; Metazoa; Nematoda; Chromadorea; Rhabditida; Aphelenchoididae
Source: the annotation of a GenBank genome assembly